AUGAAGGCCCUGCUCCUGACGGCCGUGCUCGGCCUGGUUGCUGCCCUGUCCUUGGCCCUGGAACAUCAAGACAUCUCAGGAACCUGGUACGUGAAGGCCUUGGUGACUGACAAGGACCUGCUGAAGGACAACAGGCUCAGGAAGAUGUUCCCUGUGAAGGUGACAACCCUAGAAAAUGGGGACAUGGAAGUCACAAUCACCUUCAUGAAGGAAGAUAAAUGCCACCAGAAAACAAUUCUGAUGCAGAACACCGACAAGCCUGGCAAAUACACAUCUUAUGAGGGCAAGAUGUUCCUCCAGGUGCAGAAGCUGCUGGGGACGGACCACUUCAUGUUUUACUGUGAAGACCGGAGCCAUGGAAGGCUGCUUCGCAUGGUGCAGCUCAUGGGCAGGACUCUUGAUACCAACCCCAAGGCCCUGAGAGAAUUCAGGAAAGUUUUGCAGCACAGGUGGUUCCUGAAAGACGAGGACAUCUUCAUGCCCAUGCAGAUGGUUGGGGGCCUGAGCCACCUGCAUGUUGAGCUCUCAUCUGUAGAGGACCACCGCCUGUUUUACUGUGAAGGAGAGUUCCAGGAGGAAAAAUUCAGAGUAGCCAAGCUCGUGAGUCGGAAUUUAGAAGAGAGCCCAGAGGCCCUAAAGGAAUUUAAGGAAUUUAUUUGGCACAAGGGAUUGCAGGAGAAAGACAUCUUCAUCCCGGAGCAGACAGGCAACUCGGACCUGCUAUGA
This is a messenger RNA of Otolemur garnettii (small-eared galago), 726 nucleotides long. RefSeq names its product odorant-binding protein 2b. Gene Ontology annotation, molecular function: small molecule binding. The coding region runs from base 1 to 726 and encodes 241 amino acids. NCBI's taxonomy places the organism in Eukaryota, Metazoa, Chordata, Mammalia, Primates, Galagidae. The transcript has 8 exons. The record is from RefSeq and is a predicted model, not a curated record.